Sorex fumeus (smoky shrew) is the source of this 448-nucleotide messenger RNA. It is a transcript of the gene CCDC182, whose product is annotated as coiled-coil domain containing 182. Lineage: Eukaryota; Metazoa; Chordata; Mammalia; Eulipotyphla; Soricidae. The coding region runs from base 1 to 447 and encodes 148 amino acids. The transcript has a single exon. The record is from RefSeq and is a predicted model, not a curated record.
AUGGAGCCCUGCUACCCGGCCAGCUCCAUCCUCAUGAAGGUGAACACCCUCCAGGGGAAGAAGAUGGUGGAGAGCGGCCUGCAGUCGGGGGACUUCUCCAUCCCCGCGUCGUGGCCGGGCUGCCCACCGCUGCCCGCCGACCUGGAGGUGCUGCCGCAGAAGGUGGCGGGCGUGCAGCGGGAGCUGGAGGACUUCAAGAAGGAGGCGCUGGCGGCCAUCCGCGCCCUGGAGGAGGCCUUCUGCCAGAUGAGCGGGGCCCUGGCGCAGCAGCGCGAGCAGGCGGCGCGCGUCAAGCAGCGGCUGCGGGAGGAGGAGGACCGCGGCGUGGUGCGCAACAAGGUGCUCACCUUCCUGCUGCCACGCGAGAAGCAGCUGCGGGAGCACUGCCAGCGGCUGGAGUGCGCGCUGCUGGCCAGGGGCUCGCCCCGGAGCGGCCAGGCCCACUGAG